This is a messenger RNA of Branchiostoma belcheri (Belcher's lancelet), 2034 nucleotides long. Its product is annotated as serine/threonine-protein phosphatase 6 regulatory ankyrin repeat subunit B-like. Gene Ontology annotation, molecular function: protein binding; transcription cis-regulatory region binding. NCBI's taxonomy places the organism in Eukaryota, Metazoa, Chordata, Leptocardii, Amphioxiformes, Branchiostomatidae. Gene Ontology annotation, cellular component: nucleus. The transcript is spliced from 20 exons. Gene Ontology annotation, biological process: positive regulation of transcription by RNA polymerase II. The record is from RefSeq and is a predicted model, not a curated record. The coding region runs from base 196 to 2034 and encodes 612 amino acids.
UUACCUAGCUGAACCAGUUACCUGAACCUGAACGAAGGCGGUUAGGGAACGGGUAACGUUACGUCAUGGGACAUGUCGGACAGGUUGCACUUGCGCUUUGAAUCAUGGGAACGCCUCGCGCCUAAAUCUCUCUCCGCCUGGGACCGAAACUGAACACAAACGAAGGACCGGCUGAUCACUGUUCAGCAGGACAUUAUGGAGGGGCAGAACAAGGGAGAGCCAAGUGCUCCCCUGCACUGGGCAGCUCGGAAUGGUCACCAUGGAAUUAUCUCAGCUAUGCUGAAGGCUGGUGAAGGAGUGAACACCCGAGACUCUAUGGAAAGGACUGCCCUGCACGAGGCAUCAGUGAAUGGACACCUUGAAACUGUACAAGCUCUACUUGUAGCCGGUGCAGAUGUGAAUGUGCGAGACAUGACGCAAACCACGCCUCUGCAUGAUGCAGCCACAAAAGGCCACCACGAGACUGUCCGAGCUUUACUGGUAGCUUUCGCAGACGUGAAUGCACAGGACUUCGAGCAAAGCACUCCAUUGCACAUGGCUGCUGCAAAUGGAACCACUGAAACUGUCGAAACUUUGCUGAAAGCUGGUGCAGAUGUGAAUGCACGGGAUAGAGAGCAAAGGACUGCUUUGCACCUGGCAUCUCGGAAUGGCUAUGAUGAGACUGUAAGAUCUUUGCUAAUGAUGGCCAAAGGCCGUGUAGAUCUUAACGCUUUCACCAAUCAGCAAUGGACUGCCCUGCACCUGGCAGCCAUGACUGGCCAGCACAAAGCUGCUUCUGUGUUACUGACAGCAGGUGCAGAUGUGAAUGCACGGGACAACGAGCCCUUAAAUACUUUGCAGCAAAAGACUGCCCUGCACCUGGCAGCCUGGAAUGGUGACUGUAGAACUGUUUCUCUUCUGAUAAGAGCUGGUGCAGAUGUGAAUGCUCAAGACAAGUGGUGCAACACCCCCAUUGGAGAGGCUAAGAAACGAGGUCAUCAGACGUGUGUGGAACGACUGGAGGCUGACAAGGACAGCAGGGACAAGGGUUCUAAAGAAAAGAAAGGACUUGAUCCUGUUCUGGUCCACUUCUAUGAAGAGAGGGGAAUGACCACUGCAAGUAAUAAAGAUCCACUGGUACAAGAAGCUGCAAAACAGUCCGGGAAAACUGUUAAGCAGGUUUUGAAUUUCAUUGGCAACUACCGCCAGAAAAAAGGAGAUCGUAAGAGAAAAUCACCAGAAGAUGAAUCAAGCAACACAGGAGCAAAAAAGGGCAAUCUCAUCGCAGACAAGACAAACACACCAGGAUCUGAGUUGCCUGUUCACGGCGCAGAAAGUGUCUCAGACCAGGGGCUGGAUAUUGCAUCCUCUACAAAGGAAACAGAUCAUGAGAGGAAAGAAAAGGAGUCAGCCAGGGUAAGUGACCAUGGGUCUGCAGCUGGUGAGAGGUUCAAGGCAGUGACUGAGCAGGGCCCCUCAACAAGUGUGGUGGUCCAUCAUCAUCAUCAUCAUGUCAUCUACCAACCUCAAAGCACUGCUCAUCUGGGAUCAGCUUGCAACAGCAGCCUUACAGGUAUGAUGCCAGCCUCACAAACAGCUGCUGCAGUUGUGAAUGUACAGGACAAUCAGCAAAGGACUGCUUUGCACCUGGCAUCUCGGAAUGGCUAUGAUGAGACUCAAUGGACUGCCCUGCACCUGGCAGCCAUGAAUGGCCAGCACAAAGCUGCUUCUGUGUUACUGACAGCAGGUGCAGAUGUGAAUGCACGGGACAACGAGUGCAACACCCCCAUUGGAGAGGCUAAGAAACGAGGUCAUCAGACGUGUGUGGAACGACUGGAGGCUGACAAGGACAGCAGGGACAAGCAAAGCACUGCUCCUCUGGGAUCAGCUUGCAACAGCAGGCUUACAGGUAUGAUGCCAGCCUCACAAACAGCUGCUGCAGUUGUGAAUGUACAGGACAAUCAGGGCCUUCAAACCAUUGUAGACCAGCAGCGUCCCAAGGCUGUGGAAGCUUUGCAGCAAGGGACCAAUAAGGACCACAAGAAAGAGGUUUGA